Lathyrus oleraceus (garden pea) is the source of this 1346-nucleotide messenger RNA. RefSeq names its product bidirectional sugar transporter SWEET5. Gene Ontology annotation, biological process: carbohydrate transport. Gene Ontology annotation, molecular function: sugar transmembrane transporter activity. The transcript is spliced from 6 exons. The record is from RefSeq and is a predicted model, not a curated record. Gene Ontology annotation, cellular component: membrane. The coding region runs from base 396 to 1088 and encodes 230 amino acids. NCBI's taxonomy places the organism in Eukaryota, Viridiplantae, Streptophyta, Magnoliopsida, Fabales, Fabaceae.
CUUUUUCUUGUCUAAAUCCUAAAGUUUCAACAAAAAGUACAUAAUACAUAAAUGAAUCAUUGAAAAUACUCAAAACAUCCUAUGAUUCUAUUUUAGGAAGCAAUGGUGUUAGUUAGACAGUGAUUGAAUUCCGAAGAAAGAAAAGUUUCUUGUAGCUACAAUACAGGUUCACCAGUCACCACUUCACACUUGUUGCGGUCAACAACUAUAACUUCACCCAAACUUAGAUAAGUGUCUUAAUAUCUAUCUAUUUAUAGCAAUUCUCAUUUACACUAUUAAUAUUGUUUAAACUACAGAUAUUAAAAACAAAAAUGAUCUAGUAAACAAUUUUCAUUUACACUAAUAAUUUGUUCUAAUCUUCUACCUUCAGAGUUUCUUCUUUGAAUGUUGUAGCCAUGGUUAACACUGAUGUAAUAAGAACUGUCGUUGGAAUAAUCGGAAAUGCCAUAUCAUUUUGUUUAUUCAUGUCUCCCUUGCCUACGUUUAUAAAAAUAUGGAAAGCAAAAUCAGUGCAAGAUUUCAAACCAGAUCCAUAUGUGGUAACAAUACUUAAUUGUGCAGUGUGGUCAUUCUAUGGAAUGCCCUUCAUAAGUGAAAGCAACACUCUUGUCGUCACAAUUAAUGGCUUUGGUUUCUUCCUUGAGAUUGUCUACACUUCCAUUUUCUUCCUAUACUCAAACGGGAGUAAGCGUAAGAAGAUCUUGAUGGCCAUUCUUGCCGAAAUUGUCUUUCUUGUGUUGGUGAUAUUUAUUGUCAUGUAUUUUAUUGAAAACCAAAAGGAGAGAAGGUUGGUUGUUGGAUUUAUAUGCAUAAUCUUCAACAUCCUUAUGUACUUUUCACCCUUAACUGUCAUGAGGCAAGUCAUUAGAACAAAGAGUGUGAAGUAUAUGCCAUUCUUACUUUCACUUGCCAACUUCCUCAAUGGAGUUAUUUGGACAACUUAUGCACUUCUUAAAUGGGAUCCAUUCAUAGUGGUUCCCAAUGGCUUGGGAGCACUUUCUGGAUUGGCUCAGCUCAUCCUUUAUGGAGUUUACUAUAGAACAACGAAGUGGGACGAAGAUGCGCCGUCUAAUAUCAACAUGGUAUGAUAUCAGAUUGAAUUGAAAGACAGAACAUGUUCAAAGGAAAAAGUUGUUCAUGCAGAGGACUCGUGGGAUUUUUCCCUUUUCUACUUUUGUUUUUUAAGAAUAACUUUAUUUCAUUUUGUUGAAAUCAUAGAACAUUAGCGUUUGAUCUAUUGUAGAAUAGAAUUACUUGAAAUCAAUAUAGUGACUGUUAUGGGCAUAAAUGAUGUAUAUGCUCAUUUGAGUUUUGCCUAGAUUUUUUAAUACAAGAGUUUAUAAUCA